Molecule: messenger RNA, 1582 nt
Organism: Moneuplotes crassus
Lineage: Eukaryota; Ciliophora; Spirotrichea; Euplotida; Euplotidae
Source: the annotation of a GenBank genome assembly
AUGCAAAUUUUGAGACCAAAUCAUACAUUGGAGAAUGAAGAUUUCAUCCAGAGUUUGUCACCACACAUGUCAAUGACCAAAAAUGAUAGAAAUAGCAGCAUCAGCUCUAGAGAUGAACGGCUGAGGGCAAAAGAACGGAUUUUAAAUCUGACUCCAAACCAUAGAGUCUCUCAGCCAAUCGUAAAGCCUUUUGUCCCAAAUUAUGCUCAAAGAAUAGGUAAAAUUAAGGAUUCAGUAGAUAACACUACACCUAUUUAUUCGAGGACGAAGAAAGAUAGCAGGAAUAACUCACAACAGGCCUUGAAUAGAACUUUUGAAGAUAUCCCUUCUCAUAAUUACUCAAACUUCCUCAAAAUCGAUGACAUCGAGGGAUCAUCAAGUAAACAGUUAUACAGAGGCAAGCCCAAAGACAUCAUGGGAAAGUAUAAUGUUAUUGAAAAUUCCAGACCAACCAGGCUUACUAAAAGACGAAGAAGGGGUAUUUAUGAUGGAAUGGACUACAGAGAUGUCACUAAAGUUAAAUAAAAGUGGGAUGGACAGCGUAGAGUCUCAUAAUUUUCACCUCAAUCAUGACUACUCUAAAAAUACAGAUAAUAAUAUGAGCAUUGAUAAUCAAGAUGCUGCAAUGGAAAGUAUGAAUGAAAAUUAUGAAGAUCAAUACAGAAAAAUCUUAACUGAAUCCAAACGUCAACGAAAAGAACCCCUAAACCAUCCAAGAAAAAUGCGAUCUUACGAAUCAAAUGCAAACAAUUCCGCCAAGACAGUACAAGACUAUCUCCAAAAGACCCGUAAGAGGGCUGAAAAAUACGUUCCUCUAAGAGGCGGCCAUGUAAACUCCACUCUCCCAGUCACCACCCACACUUCCAAAUACGACCCUUACUCCCCACCUGAAAUCCCCCCAAAACCUACUCCACAAUUCCUUCACAAAUUUCAAAAAUUCCAAAAUACCCAAAAAGUUUCUAAGACUCCUGCCAAAGGGUCUGAGCCCCUCUGCCAGAAGCCUACUAGUCCAUUGGGGUAUCAUGAGAAUGAAGUUGAGAGAAGGGUAGUACAGAAUAGGAGGAAUUUGUUAAGAGAUCUGAAGGAUCAGGGUAUUAGUGAAGGGCAAAGGCAGAUGACUAGGAACGACAUGAAGAUUGGUGGGAGACAAGGCCAGCUCAGGACUGUGGAGAAUGUCAGGCAAAAUACAGAGUUGAAUAGCAGAAGAAUUAGUCUUAAUAGGAAUUUUAAUAACUCUCAAAGGAUGGAAGAUGUUCGCAAUACUUCAAGUGAGAGAAUGGCAAUUUAAAAAAUUAAUACUUUUAGAACAGAACCAUAGAUCAAAACUCUCAGCCUUACUCAGAGUACCCUCAGUUAGUAAAUAUUCCCAAAAAGUCCAAAAUUGAAAGACCGACUUACAGCAGAAUUUAUAAAUUUAAACCUCAAGAUAUCUCUUCAAGAAGAUUUUGUUCAGGGAAGAAAUUGGCUGGCCAGGCAAACUUCGUAAGCGCUUACCGCCAGAUAGAAGACGAUCAUGUAAUAAGAAACAUGGAUCUCAGACCCAGCCUACAGCCGAUCCAGAAAUCCAAAAAGUAAAACCUAA